Messenger RNA from Aspergillus ibericus CBS 121593, 789 nucleotides. Its product is annotated as glutathione S-transferase. The record is from RefSeq and is a predicted model, not a curated record. The transcript is spliced from 3 exons. Lineage: Eukaryota; Fungi; Ascomycota; Eurotiomycetes; Eurotiales; Aspergillaceae. The coding region runs from base 1 to 789 and encodes 262 amino acids.
AUGUCUGCAAACCGCGGCGCCACAAUCGUUCUCAACUGGCUCGAACGCUCCCGCGCGCAACGCAUCGCCUGGCUCCUCGAAGAACUCUCCCUCACAUACAGCAUCCAACCCUUCAAACGCAACCCGAACGGGACCGCCCCACCGGAACUCAAAGCCAUCCAUCCACUAGGAAAGUCCCCAUCCAUAUCCAUUCAACCUUCCGACCCGGAUAGCAAGCCUAUCGUGCUCGCGGAGACGAGUCCGAUUAUGGCGUAUCUAGUGGAGCAUUUCGCGGACGCAGAGAAAAAAAAUACAUUAGUCCCGAAGCAAUGGGUGGAGGGGAAAGAGGGCCAACUGGGCGGUGAGAGCGAGGAGUGGAUGCGAUGGAGGUAUUUCGAUAGUUACGUGGAGGGGAGUUUGAUGAGUACGCUGCAGGUGAGGUUGGUUUUUGAUGCGAUGAAAACCGCCCCCCUCCCAUUCUUCAUCCGACCCAUCACCAACAUGAUCACGUCGAAAGUCAACGACGAAUUCCUGGACGGGGAAUUCCGCACGCAUUUCGGGUUCUUGGAGGAGCAACUGGCCACGGCGCCUGGGGGUGGGCCGUAUAUUUGUGGGAAGAAUCUGACGACGGCGGAUAUUCAGUUGAGUAUUCCGUUGGCGAUGGUGUUGGGGUUGGGGAUUGUGCCGCGCGAGGAGUAUCCGUUGUUGAAUGGGUAUUUGGAGAGGUUGCAAGGCGAGGAGGGGUAUCGGAGGGCGGUGGUGAGGGGGAUGGAGGUGGGGGAGGGGGUGGAGGGGUUUAUGUUGGAGUGA